Crotalus tigris (Tiger rattlesnake) is the source of this 1970-nucleotide messenger RNA. It is a transcript of the gene PAIP2B, whose product is annotated as poly(A) binding protein interacting protein 2B. The transcript is spliced from 4 exons. The record is from RefSeq and is a predicted model, not a curated record. Gene Ontology annotation, biological process: negative regulation of translational initiation. The coding region runs from base 124 to 519 and encodes 131 amino acids. Gene Ontology annotation, cellular component: cytoplasm. Lineage: Eukaryota; Metazoa; Chordata; Lepidosauria; Squamata; Viperidae. Gene Ontology annotation, molecular function: mRNA regulatory element binding translation repressor activity.
GCGGGAGGCGGGGCCGGGGCCGAGGGAGCGCGAGCGGGCGAGUCGGGCUGAGGCGGCCCAGCGGGCGGGCGGGCAACGCGCAGCGGCGGAGGCCCCGCGGGGCCCACGGCAGACUCUCCAAGGAUGAAUGGUUCCAAUGUGGCCAACACAACCCCCCCGGCGGCCCCCCCGGCAAAAUGCAAGGAGGAGCAAGUCGUGAACGGCCACGAUGAGAAGGAGAGCAACCCCUUCGCGGAGUACAUGUGGAUGGAGAACGAGGAGGACUUCAACCGGCAGGUGGAGGAGGAACUUCAGGAGCAGGAGUUCCUGGACCGUUGCUUCCAGGAGAUGCUGGACGAAGAAGACCAGGAGUGGUUCAUUCCAUCCCGCGACUUGCCUCAGGGCCUGGGGCAGCUCCAGCAGCAGCUGAACGGACUCUCGGUCAGCGAGAACCCCCACGGCCACAUCACGGAGGACAUUCUGAGCAAAAGCACCUUAAAUCCGGACGCCAAGGAGUUUGUCCCUGGGGUGAAAUACUGAGCCGUCCGGCGAACCUCCUUCAAAAGACUCUUUUUUUUUUCCUGCCCUGGAUGGGUGUGGGGAUGGGGUGGGGGGGGGAGCGGGGCCCACUACUAGCAGUGGUGGGAAAGAGACUCUUUGCCGGCCAAUUGGGGGCCCUCUCUGGCUUCUUUAACCCCUUCUUGUCUUGCUGCCUUGGGACAUUUGGCAAACCAAGGGGAGAACCAAGACGCGCUCGCCGUGGGAUGGCGCCUCCGGAUGGGCCCACCCCCCCCCCCAGCCCCUCUGCUUCCGGUUAAACCCGCGCCCAGCCUCGCCUGACCCACCAGCAGCGUCUCCUGCUCGUCCCCCUCUCCCUCCCCCUGGUUAGCUGCCCCUCCAGGGGGGAUUCGGGAGUUUGCCACGGGGUAGGCGAAGGGGCUCCCCUCCUCCGUGGACGUUCGCCAGCACAACAACCUCCUGCCUCUGCAGCUUUGGGGCAGCCCCUUCCUCUCUUUGCGUUCGGCCAGGGUGGGGCAGGGGCUUCGGUGGGAGCUGGGCCCCCAGCCCCUCUUGGCGUUUCGGGGCAGGGAGGCUGGGCGUUUCGUGGGCUGGGCUGGAUGCCCCUUCCCUCCGGUUGCCAGCUGCCGUUCAGAGGAGCGAGGGCGGUGCUGCGUUUUGAGAGGAGUGAAGUGGUGCUGGGCCUUUCCUGGCCUUCCGUCUCUUCUCCCAUUCCCUCUCCCGAUCCAAAGCAAGCCCUGAAACACGGAAGUGUCCAAUCUUUGGCCCUUUGGAAGACCUGUGGACUUCAACUCCCAGAAUUCCCCGGCCUGGGGGGAUUCUGGGAGUUGAAGUCCACAGGUCUUCAAAGCGGCCUACGUCAGACAUCCCUGCCCUAAAAACACAGGGCCGGCAGCUACCGAUGGCUCCUCCGCCGUAGGUGUCCCUCCGCUUUCCCGCCAGGCGUCUGAAUCCUCACGGAGGCCGCUGGCUCUCUUCCGGCCCACCAGCACAACUUCCUCCAGUGAACGGGACAAUCUGGUGCCCGUCCGUCGGGCACAAGGCUCCCCAAGGCCCAGACCUGGAGGGGGAGGGAAAGGGAGCAAGUGGCAGCUGUCUCCGUUACUCCUGGAGCAAAGCGUGACCCUUUAUGGACCCUCGCCCCAAACCCUCCCGCUUUGUAGAGCUGCUGAGCGGGAACUUUUAAGAACAGGUUGCCGUUCUUCAGCAGAAGGGGAGCUCCUACAAGCCGGACGGGUCUCCAGCGGGCCACCCCGAGGAAGGCAGUCCAACCCAAGGAGAGCUUUUGGGGGACAGCUUUUGGGGGACCCCUUUGACGAGCAGAGGCACUUCUGCAAUCCAAGUUGGGGCAACCCCUAAAUUCUGCCUCUAGCCAGGCCGGGGGGAACUUGAGAGUGGUUUUUCCUGCUGUUUGUUCCUCAGCCUUUUCUUUGGGACAAACUGGGCCGCUGUUAAGACUUGUGGACGUCCAA